UUUUUUUUUUAGUUUAAAAAAUUUAUUAUUUUUGUUUCAAAAAAUUUAUCAGAAAUAACCGUGUGAAUAAUUUGAAUUGAAAAAAGAAAAAAAUCUAUCAAUAUAGUGGUAACGGUAUAUAUACAAUAUAUAUCUACGUAUAUAUAUAUACAUAAUAUAAAUAACGAAAACGAACGAAAAAAAAACUUUGUAUUUUUGCAUACUGCAGUUAUGUGCUUCCAUUUUCGAAAAUUAAUUGUUUUAUGGUGAGAUAAUAUGUCAAAAUCAAAUAUAAGAAAAAUAACAGUCGACCCAACGAAAUGUAAUACUGAUUCGCGUAGACCAAGUGUAUUUGAAAGGUUAGGAACUAAACCAAUAACAACUACAACUAAUCCAACAAAUACGACAAUUAAUACUCCACCAAGUAUUACAUCCGAUUAUUGUCGUAAUUGGGCAUCGAAUGGCAAUUGUUCCUAUGGAAAAACUUGCAAAUAUGCUAAUACUCAUACGUUGAUUAGUCCUUCUAAAAGAGCAAAAAAGGAUAUUCCCAAUGCUAAUGUAGUGGCUAAGGAAGAUCCUUUUAAAAGAAUCACAUCAAAAGUUGUGAAGAAAACAUCACAUAGUCCAGAUUUAAAUAUCGAAGAGUGGAAUCAAACGGAUUUGGAGUACGAAGACGAGAAAGUACUUGAGCGUAGACGUCAAUUACUACAACGUGAAUUGGAGUUACAAAUGAAGAAAGAUAAAGAGGUUCAUGGCAAGGAUAAAGUAAAACACAAAAAACGAGUUAUGAGUUCAUCGUCGAGUUCACGUAGCUCUAGUUCAUCGAGUAGUAGCAGCAGUUCAUCAAGUGACGACUCAUCAUCAAGUUCAACAUCUGAUUCGCGUAAUAAAAAAUUGAAAAAAACUAAAACUAAACGUCAUCACAGCGUUUCUUCGGAUUAUGAAGACGAUAAAGAUCGUGGUAAAAAAAAAUUAAAAUUAAAACGUCUCAAUAGCAGUAAGAGUGAUAAAUUACCGGUUAAAAAGAAACGUAAAGUUGAGAGUCCUGCUAAAAAAGAGGUAUUGAAGACAACUAAAAAAGCAACAACUGCCGCAAAUGUUGGACGUAAACAUAACUCGGUUUCAAGAACGCGGUCUCCUGUUUCUGUGGCAACUCAUACGUCCGCUAAAUCUAAGGAGAGAAAUCGCAGUGAAUCACCUAAAGGUAAACCUAGUAAAGAUGAACGUCAUUAUCGUAAAGGCCGUGAUUCUGAAGACAGCAGUAGCGCUGCUAAAGAGACUCCUAAAAACGUUAAGAAUGUUGAUAAAAUUACGAAAGAACAGUCGGAAAAAAAUAAAAAUCGGGAAGAAAAAAAAGUUGAUGAUAAAUUGAGACCUAAAGUCAGAGCUAAAGAAAAAGAACAUAUUUCACGAACGCCACCAAUAGAACGUCCUAAACAACCUAAGGAAAUACCAACUAAAGCACGACGCAGUCGUACACCAGAUAAACCACCACGAUCUAAACGUGAUGUAACUCCGCCACGUCAUGUUGAAAAGUCACCUGCUGUUAUGACAUCUUCGUCUUCUUCAUCGUCGACAAACAAGUCACGUGAAUUGGAAAAAAAAGAUCGUGACAAUGCUCACAAACGUGAACGCAGUAAAGACCGUGAUGAUGUACGUAAGAGUGAAAUAAAGUCACGUUUGUCGUCAAGUCAAGAUGAAAGUGGACAGAAAAAAAGUUUACUCGGAUCACGGGAUAUUGACGACAAAAAUCAUAGCAAUGACAGUAGAAAUCGUCCUAAAAGUCGUGAACGUCGUGGUGAUAAAGAUAUUACUCGCAGUGGAGGUGGCGAUGAUUCUCGUCAUCCACGUGCUCAGCAGAUACGUUCAGAUCAACGUGACAAAGAUCGUGAUGAUGUUGAUCGCGGUAAUAUUGCUCGUGAACGUCAACGUGAACGUGAUAAAGACAGUACGCAAAAACGUGAACGUGAAUUAACUGUUGCGUCGUCUGUUGCUAUGAACAGUAGCAGUAAUAUUGAUAAAAAUUCACGUUAUAUUCGUGACAAAGAACGUAUGAAAGAUAAUGGUAUGAAGGAUGAUAAAAAUAAUUCACGAGAUCGUCGUGGUGAACGUGGUAAUUCUGAUAUUAAAUUAUCAGACCGUGAUAAUAAAACAUCGUCAUCGUCUCAACGAUUUGAUAGUAAUAAAUAUGAGCGUACAAUAGAUAAAGAGAGUGUACAUAAAAAUGUUGAUCGAGAGAGACUUGAUCGUUUUCAACGAGAACGUUCGUUGGAGAAACCGAUUGAUAAAAAUGUAUCUGUGUCACGUGAACAUUUACCUGAACGUGAUGCUAUUUAUGAACGUGGUGGUGGUAAUAGACACAGACGUUUACAAGGCGGUGCUAGAUAUGAAAGAGGACACUCGACAAUGGAACAUGAUAGGAAAGAAAUUUCAUCGUCUGUUAAAAUUGAACGGCGGGAUAGUCCGCGUAGAAGUAUGGAAGUGGAUAGAAAUUUUGAUCGCGGGUAUUCAAGAGUGUCUUCGGAUCACUGGGAUCAGCAAGAUGAACCACCGGGACGUAUCGAUUACCAUCCGCACGAAGAGGAACGUAGAAAACCCAUGGAGACACGUAAAUUUAAUAGUCCGUUUAGUGAACGGAGGGGUCGUGGUCGUGGGGGAGGAGGUGGUGGUGGCGGUGGUGGUGAUGAUGAUAGACCUUCUUCUAGGUAUCCUGUUCAAAAUGAAAGACCUUUCGAUGAACAUCAUCAUCCAAUGUACAGUGGCGAUAAGCUACGAUCUGGUCCGGUAAGAGAUGAAAGCAGUAACGAUAACUGGGAUAUGCAUCAUGAGGCUGCUGAUCACGGUAGCAGGGAUCGUGUUUAUCCGCCAGCUGAUUGGGAAGACAGAGAAUGGCGACCGCGUAAUCAUCACUGGGAUCGAGAGAGUCUUCCUCGUUCAGAGGCACACGAUGAAGAAUGGCCUCAACGUUACGACAGUCCUAUGGCGGAUUGGAAAAUAAAUGAAACGAGAAAACCUUGGGAAAACCAAUCGAUUCAUGUAAGAGGUCCGUACAGAAAUGAACGUCACAAAGAUAUGGAAAUUGGUGAAAAUAUUUAUGGUAAACGACGUGGACCUUAUAAUACACCUGAAAUACGUGGUGCUGGUGGAGUUGGUGCUGCUGGUGGUGAUGACUGUGGUAGUCAUGGAUCUAAACAAAGUUCUCUUCAUGGUAGUAUGAAAGAAGAGCCAAUAAAUAAAAAAUUAAUGGAAUUGGCUGAAGGUAGACCACGAAGAAGUCGUGAAAAAUCAACAGAUAGUUUACAAAAAAAAUCACUUUCCAAAGAAAAAGUAUUAGAACCUAAAGUAUUGGAACAACCAGUUGUGGUUGAAAUAAAACGUGUGUGUUUAGAAGAGUCAUUGACUCGUCAUACGGAAAGUGACUUGAGUGAUAUCAGUGAUGAUCCUGAUGAUAUUCUCAACAUGGAAGAUGAAGAAUCUGAAGAUAAAAAAUCUGUUGAAGUAGAAAAAGACAUUGGUAAUAAUAAAUCUUCAACAGUUAUCAGUAGUGAUGAAAUUAUUCAAGCGUCUAAAGCAUCGCCUGAAAGAGUUGCCGAAGAGUCUACUGCUGCUUUAGUUGCUACUGCUACUACUGCUACGACAGGUGUUACUGCAGUUACUACUCCUGGUGCUGCUGCUACUGCUACUAGUGCAUUGAAUAAGGAAAAAGAUAAAGACGAACAACAUGAGGCUGCGGCAAUCGAUGAAGACAACAUGGAGGCAAUGGACUUUGAAGAAAUUUCGGACGGUGAACUAGAGGAAGAUAUUAAAACAAGCGGUAAAGGUCUAGGUGAUGCACUAGGUGUUGAUUGGGAAAGUUUAGUCAAAGAAACCCAACCAAGGAGACCUAUAUCAAAUCAAGAUUCAGCACAAUGUCGUUGGCAAUGUAAAGCUAUAUUCCAACGAAUCGGUAUUUCAGUUAAAUAUGCCGGUGAUGAAUUUAUAAAUAAAAUUAAAAAUAAAUAUGAUGAUGAUGAUAAUAGUAAAUUGCUGCUUGAUAAUGUCGCGAUGAUACAUACGGCACUUUUUAGAGAAAAAAUAACAAAUGAUUCGGUUUGUAGUUUGAUUAUUGCUGAUGAUAGUCUUUAUAGAUUUAAUAAUCGUGAUAAAUAUGACGAUGAAGAUCCGGAAGUUUUAAAACCUUUCACUAGUUUAUUUGAAGAAGCUAAAUUGUUAUUACAACACGCGUAAAUAAACUUGUCUUUUUUUUUUUUUUUGCUUUUUUUUUUUUUUA
Molecule: messenger RNA, 4249 nt
Organism: Microplitis mediator
Lineage: Eukaryota; Metazoa; Arthropoda; Insecta; Hymenoptera; Braconidae
Product: zinc finger CCCH domain-containing protein 13-like
Exons: 3
Coding region: 256-4206 (1316 amino acids)
Cellular component (GO): RNA N6-methyladenosine methyltransferase complex
Molecular function (GO): metal ion binding
Source: RefSeq, a predicted model, not a curated record